AUGGCCAUGUUCUUCACGGUUCUCGCUAUUACCUGCUUCGGCGUGCUAUCCAUUCACGCAUCGGAGAAGCCUGUGUGGGACAUUGCUUGGCGUAAAACCUGCGGGCCUCUACUGGAUGCUCAUAAGAAAUGUGCCCCAAACACUAUUACAGGUGAUCCUAUCUACUGGAUCUGCAAUGGUGAAGAACGUACCUGGGAACCGACCGAUGAGCGCUGCAAAUUCGGCUACGAGGAGGGCGAGGAAGCUCCCACGACCGAUGGCGACUGGCACAUCGGCUGCGAUGAUUCCGAUCACUGCGGUUACUAUAAAGAUCAUCCGAACAAACGCUCCAUCGGAUCCAGUCCUGACACUGCGACCGGUUCCGCUCACGCAGGUUUGUCCCCACGAAAGUCUCCAGAUGGGCUGAACAUACCGGACCGGAAAGGUAUCCACACGCGCUGCAGCCUUACCAGCUUCGAUCUGGUCGAAAAAUUUAGUGACAAGCGUUGGAUUCAUCACUACAAGUGUCCCCCAGGCACCGCUUGCUCCGAUAUCCUUGGUAGCGGUGCCUGCAGGGCAGGAGGGCACGACUUCACCAUCCCUGGUCGAAGCUACCUCUGGGCCUUUAAAUGCCCGGAUGCUUAUAAGGACCCAAAGACUUGUCACUUCGCUGAUUCGGUGCACGCGCUUGACUCUCCAAAGCCACUCGGGCCAUACCUUAACGGCACUACACGCUGCAGCCCCAACGGACGAACCGUUCAGUACCUCGACGGCAAACAAUGGAAGGAUAUCUACGCAUGCACGGCGAAGGCUACCUGUGUUGAACACCGAGGCCAGGGCGGCUGCCAGGCUGUCCAGUCCUUGGCCUAUCCGUUGACCUCCCGAUCACUUGCCGAUAAACGCCAUGCCUCUAAUGGAGGAAUCAUACAGUGGCCGACUCUACAACGCGAUGAGGAGGAUCAACCACCGACCCGGUGCAACCCCGAGAUCAGGGACCAUGUUCAGUACUUCAGCGAGUUUUUUAAUGAGUGGCAAGACUUCCAUACAUGCGAGUACGCGAGCGGUUGCCACAAUUUCAGGGGUAAAGCUUACUGCCAUGAUGCAUACCGGAUCCUGGUUCCCUCCGUGGAUCUUAUCAGUGGCGUAGACGGGGGCCCGCCGCGACUGGUCGUGCAGGUCGAACAGGCGGAGGAUGACAGUGAGCUCCCGCAGAUUGAACAGAAAAUUGUUUUGGCCCAAGCCCCCAUACAGACCCGAUGCGAUCCCCUCGACGAGACUCAAAGGUUCGUCCAGUACCUCCAUCCGUCGGCGCAACAGUGGCUCCGCUUCUACCAAUGCAGUGGGCCUUGCUUUCAGUUCAUGGAAUAUGCAGCUUGCGAAGAGUACCGCGACAAGUAUGUGAUUCCAAGUCCACCCACGCAGAACUUUCCAAAGCGCGCCGCUCGACCGGAUCUGGUAGCUCCAGAUGAUCCGCUGGCGCAAAACGGCUGGGGCUCUCGAUGUGACGCCCUCUACCCAUCAGGAGUGAUCGCUUUUUUCCGCGGCCAAACCAUCGCAUACGGAGAGUGCCCCAACCAUGGGGCGUGCCGCGAGACAGGUGCUGGGUUCGUUGUUUGUGACGUUAAUGGCCGUCCGUAUCUCAUGGAGGCUCAUGGUCAGACUCGCCAGCUACCUCGCCAAGACCCCUACGAUCCUCACGCACCUGAUUUUAACAUGUUCGACACUCGUUGCAACCCUGGUGAUCCUAGGGAGGUGCAGCGUCAUAACGGCACCACUUGGGACGUGGAAGGCGGACCGAAUGGAGGCUGCGCAGCACCCAGUCUCUACGACGUCUUGACCCAAAUUGGCGUUGCUAGUACCGUGGCCGACGCCGACCGAGACGUUCUUCCUCGCUCUCCUAAGCGCGAAAUGGUCGAUGACCGUCUAUUGAGGAAUAGCGAGAGGCUUACAGAGCAAGGCAAGAUGCUCAUUGACGAGGGUGAGGAACUCACGGCACAGAGUGAUUCUCUUCUAGAGACGUUCUUCGGCCCUCGAGACUCUGCUACCUCUUUCGAAGAUUUCGCUGCGAUGGAAGAGUUCGCGGCAGACCCCCACAAUGACAUCCCUUCGGACGCGAAGGAGCCCAAGGACGCCGGUGUGCCCGACACUUCGCUCGUACCUACCGCGGCAGACCGCGCAGUCCAUUGCCGCGACACUAGCGGUCUGGUAGACGACAGCGUUAGCAUGCACAAGCAGGGUGCUCACCUCGUCGAGGAAGGCAACAAGCUUGUUGCCCAAGGCACGACACUUUUGAAGACAAUCUUCGGUGCUCAGACGGACGAGUAUAUCAGGAACAUCACUGGACGUGGAACGGCUGGCGUAACUGGCGCUCCGAUCAUCGUUGAUCUGCCAGAGGUGUCAGACUUACCAGAAGUGGACAUCGAUAAGGACGCCAAAGCUGGGGACGAGGACACUGGAUCCGACACUGAAUGA
This is a messenger RNA of Didymosphaeria variabile, 2451 nucleotides long. RefSeq lists its product as uncharacterized. NCBI's taxonomy places the organism in Eukaryota, Fungi, Ascomycota, Dothideomycetes, Pleosporales, Didymosphaeriaceae. The transcript is spliced from 5 exons. The record is from RefSeq and is a predicted model, not a curated record. Bases 1 to 2451 code for a protein of 816 amino acids.